GGAGAAGCUGACAGACCGACACAGACCCGCAGACAGGAGACUGAGGGACAGGAGCGACAGGGAGAAGGCAGAGGUGCCCAGGGGUCCAGAAGGCAGAAAUGUAAAGGCGUGGGCAGAGAACUGCAGAGGGAGGGACAGGGUAGUGGGUCCAAAGGACGACGACGAGAGAGACACCAGGAGAAGGAAGGGGUGACAGAGAAGGGAAGAAACAGAAGACCGAAAAGCACUCUGGAAACCGGGGACCGGCUGGCCGACCCUGGCUGCUCUGACGACUGUGGGACCACCCCGCCUCCUGCUGCCCCUGGGAGCCCUGUCAUUGCGGGCGUCGGAGAGUGCAGGGCAUGGCAGAUUCUUGCCGGAACCUCACCUACGUGCGAGACUCGGUAGGACCUGCCACCAGCACCCUGAUGUUCGUGGCCGGAGUGGUGGGCAACGGGCUGGCAUUGGGCAUCCUGGGUGCGAGACGCAAGUCACACCCCUCGGCCUUUGCAGUGCUGGUGACUGGGCUGGCGGUGACAGAUCUGCUGGGCACGUGCUUCUUGAGCCCUGCGGUGUUCGUGGCCUACGCUCGAAACAGCUCCCUGCUGGGCCUGGCCCACGGAGGGUCAGCGCUGUGCGACACGUUUGCCUUCGCUAUGACUUUCUUUGGCCUGGCCUCCACGCUCAUCCUCUUUGCCAUGGCUGUGGAGCGAUGCCUGGCGCUCAGUCACCCCUACCUGUACGCCCAGCUGGAUGGGCCACGCUGUGCCCGCUUGGCGCUGCCUGCCAUCUACGCGUUCUGUUGCCUCUUCUGCUCACUGCCCCUGAUGGGCCUGGGCGAGCAUCAGCAGUACUGUCCCGGGAGCUGGUGCUUCAUCCGUAUGCGUGCCACCCAGCCUGGUGGCUGUGCCUUCUCCCUGGCUUACGCCAGCCUCGUGGCCCUGCUGGUGACUUCCAUCUUCUUCUGCAACGGCUCCGUCACUCUCAGCCUCUGCCACAUGUACCGCCAGCAGAGACGCCACCAUGGCUCGUUGGUGCCGACCUCUCGGGCACGAGAGGACGAAGUUGACCACCUGAUUCUGCUGGCCCUCAUGACGGGCAUCAUGGCUGUGUGUUCCCUGCCUCUCACGAUCCGAGGCUUCACCCAGGCCAUUGCCCCGGACAGCAGUGAGAUGGGGGACCUCCUCGCCUUCCGCUUCAAUGCCUUCAACCCCAUCCUGGACCCCUGGGUCUUCAUCCUUUUCCGAAAGACUGUCUUCCAGCGCCUCAAGCUUUGGUUAUGUUGCUUGUGUCCCCAUUCUGUCCAUGGGGACUUACAGACACCCCUUUCCCGGCCUGCAUCUGAGAGAAGAGACCCACUGGCUCCCACUGCUCUCCAGGAUAAGGAAGGGAACUGGGUGCCCCUGACAUCCUGGGGCACUGGGCAGGUGGCACCAUUGACUGCUGUGCCUCUGUCUGGUGACGGCAGCUGCUCUGUGGGAAAGCCAUCCAAAAGAGACGCCAUGGUGGCUUGCUCCCUCUGCUGACACCGAAGCUGGUCCUGCAUUCAAGCCUGGGCCCGGGGUCGCAGGACCAGAAGCCAGAAGAUCAGGGACUCAUAUUUGAUCCCCAAAGUCUGGGAGCGUCUGCUGCUGUUUUCCUCCUUUGGGAUGGUGGCUACAGACCUUGGGAAGAGGGUGAGGGAUGAUGGAGGCACGUUCUGUCGCUCUUGAGAAGGAUUUUCUCAAAAUAACCAGGGCCUGGCCAGGCUGCUCUGGCCCUGGGCUCCCCAAUCUGUCUCACUGUCUAAAUAUUCAGGGAGCAGAAAAAUUUCCAGCGGCUUCCGUGGACUCCGGUCUGCUGGGGUUAGAGUAUCUGCUGCUCUCCACGUCCACCAAGGGGGGCCCUGGAUGCCCACCCAACGUUCCCAGGGGACACACAGCCAUGCCCUCUCCCAAGCCAUUCCAGCAGCCUCCCUCAGAAGUGUUCCUGCCCUCCCCCUUUUCCCAUCCUCUAUCUGACUUUGGGGUUCUGAACCCCAAAAGGAAGUGGGAAGGGAAGGCCACUGUAUUGUAGGUGACAUUACUGGAUGUGUGUCUGGCCCAGAAAUGGCCUGAGAAAUGUCACAGCUUGGGGCAAUUGUGCUAUGUGAACUUCGGGGGGUGGGGGGAAGUGCAGGGGACAAGGCAGAGGUGGUGCUGAUGCAUGUCCCAAGCCUGUCUCCCUCUUCUGGAACGAACAACUGCCUCGGUUUAGAACUGGACCUCAACAUGCCAUUUUUGGAACCUCCGAAAAGAUUUUACUCACUCAUUCAACAAACUCCUAGGGGACCCUGAAGUCAGCAGGCAUUAACUCUCUGGGGCCUCCAAGCAAAGAAGCCAGGGUGCUUGGGAAUGAGUUGACUGGCAUGAGGGGAAGUGAGUCAGCUGGAGGGCUGGGCUAGGGGAGAGGAGGGCAAACAAAUGCUCCUCACUGCCGCCCUGGUUCCCAUGUCUCAGCUACUCUGGCCAUUCACCCUCCCACUCCAUCUGCUUGGCAGCGUAUUAACAGAGCCUUUCCAGAGAGGGUGGAACCAAGGCCCAGAGAGGGCGAUGCCCCAGCCUGGGCCACACAGUGAAAAUGUGGAGUAGUCUGUGUCUGCUAUUUUCUCGUGGCCUCUCUGAACUUGUAUCCUUUCCACUAUUAUCUGUUGGGGGUGCUGUGAGGAUUGAAUGACCCCCCCCCCAAAAAAAAAGAGCAACUUAGCACAGGACCUGGAAGGAAGUUGCUGUUAAUAUUGUUAUAUAGGCAAGCAAAAUUAGAAAACAAAGGAGGAUUUGUUUUGACUCUUUUCCUCCUGGUAAAUAUAUUUCGGAUCACAUUCAGGAAGAGCAAGGAGUGUCCUGAGAGGUGAAACAGGUUGAGGCAAGCUGGGUACGAAGCUGCAUGUCUGCAAUCCCAGCACACCU
This is a messenger RNA of Onychomys torridus (southern grasshopper mouse), 2906 nucleotides long. It is a transcript of the gene Ptgir, whose product is annotated as prostaglandin I2 receptor. The record is from RefSeq and is a predicted model, not a curated record. Gene Ontology annotation, molecular function: prostacyclin receptor activity. Gene Ontology annotation, cellular component: plasma membrane. NCBI's taxonomy places the organism in Eukaryota, Metazoa, Chordata, Mammalia, Rodentia, Cricetidae. Bases 342 to 1505 code for a protein of 387 amino acids. Gene Ontology annotation, biological process: negative regulation of smooth muscle cell proliferation; inflammatory response; adenylate cyclase-activating G protein-coupled receptor signaling pathway. The transcript has 2 exons.